Messenger RNA from Jaculus jaculus (lesser Egyptian jerboa), 6429 nucleotides. RefSeq names its product adhesion G protein-coupled receptor L3 (gene Adgrl3). Gene Ontology annotation, cellular component: glutamatergic synapse; axon; cell-cell junction. The record is from RefSeq and is a predicted model, not a curated record. The transcript is spliced from 24 exons. Gene Ontology annotation, biological process: adenylate cyclase-activating G protein-coupled receptor signaling pathway; synapse assembly; brain development. Gene Ontology annotation, molecular function: G protein-coupled receptor activity; carbohydrate binding. The coding region runs from base 184 to 4785 and encodes 1533 amino acids. NCBI's taxonomy places the organism in Eukaryota, Metazoa, Chordata, Mammalia, Rodentia, Dipodidae.
UUGUUUGUUUGUUUUAUUUUGUUUUGGAGGAAUUUUUCUUUGUCUUUUUAAGUCUCUCUCUCCUCUUUAUUAUUAUUUUUUAAUCAUUGAUCUUGGAGUACAGAAUUGAGGGCAGAAAUAUACUAAUUUUGCUCCCCUGCGGGACCACUCACUCUUGAGGAAUUUGCAAGCGAGGACACAGCCAUGUGGCCGCCACUACUCUUCAUGAUGCUCUUAGCCCCGGUAGUCCACGGUGGCAAGCACGGUGAGCGACGUCCGGGCCUCGCCGCUCCCCUGCGACACGCCGAGCGCAGCCCGGGAGGCUCUCUGCCCCCGCGACACCUCCUCCAGCAGCCGGCUGCGGAACGCGCCACCGCUCACCGAGGACCAGCGGCCCGCGGAGCUGCCCGAGGAGUUCGUGGUCCAGGGGCCCAAGGAGCACAGAUCGCAGCGCAAGCUUUCAGCCGUGCCCCGAUUCCCAUGGCUGUGGUCCGCAGAGAGCUCUCCUGUGAAAGCUAUCCCAUAGAGCUCCGCUGUCCCGGGACAGACGUCAUUAUGAUUGAAAGCGCCAACUACGGGAGGACGGAUGACAAGAUAUGCGACUCCGAUCCCGCUCAGAUGGAGAACAUCCGCUGCUAUCUGCCAGACGCCUAUAAGAUUAUGUCUCAGAGAUGCAAUAACAGAACGCAGUGUGCAGUGGUGGCAGGCCCGGACGUCUUUCCAGAUCCCUGUCCAGGAACUUACAAAUACCUUGAAGUGCAGUACGAAUGUGUCCCUUACAAAGUGGAACAAAAAGUUUUUCUUUGCCCUGGACUACUAAAAGGAGUCUACCAGAGUGAGCACUUGUUCGAAUCUGACCACCAAUCUGGGGCAUGGUGCAAAGACCCUCUGCAGGCUUCGGACAAAAUUUAUUACAUGCCCUGGACGCCCUACAGAACUGACACCCUCACUGAGUAUUCAUCCAAGGAUGACUUCAUUGCCGGAAGACCGACAACUACUUACAAGCUCCCUCACCGGGUGGACGGUACAGGAUUUGUAGUGUAUGACGGGGCUCUGUUUUUCAACAAGGAGCGCACCAGGAACAUAGUCAAGUUUGAUUUGCGGACUAGAAUAAAGAGUGGAGAAGCCAUCAUAGCCAACGCCAACUACCAUGACACCUCCCCAUACCGAUGGGGAGGCAAGUCUGACAUAGACUUGGCAGUGGAUGAAAACGGGCUCUGGGUCAUCUAUGCAACAGAGCAGAACAAUGGUAAAAUUGUCAUUAGUCAGUUGAACCCUUACACCCUACGGAUCGAAGGCACGUGGGACACGGCGUAUGACAAAAGGUCCGCUUCCAAUGCGUUUAUGAUCUGUGGGAUUCUCUACGUGGUCAAGUCUGUGUACGAGGAUGACGACAAUGAAGCCACGGGGAACAAGAUUGACUACAUAUACAAUACUGACCAAAGCAAGGAUAGUAUGGUGGACGUGCCCUUUCCCAACUCAUACCAGUACAUAGCAGCUGUGGAUUACAACCCCAGAGACAACCUGCUGUACGUGUGGAAUAACUACCAUGUCGUGAAGUACUCUUUGGACUUUGGACCUCUGGACAGUAGGUCAGGUCAGACACAUCAUGGACAGGUUUCAUACAUCUCUCCACCAAUUCACCUUGACUCUGAGUUAGAAAGACCUCCUGUUAGAGGAAUCUCCACCACAGGACCGCUGGGCAUGGGAAGCACGACCACCAGCUCCACCCUGAGGACCACCACGUGGGGCGCGGGCCGCAGCACCACCCCGGCGGCGGGCGCAGGCCGGCGCAACCGCAGCACCAGCGCCCCGUCCCCGGCCGCGCCCGCGCCCGCCGACCCCAGCACGGCCCUGCCGUCCGCCGCCUCCCAGCUGCCGGCGCAGGACGAGAGCUGCGAGGCAGUGGAGGCCCGCGACAUCAUGUGGUUCAAGACGCGCCAGGGCCAAGUGGCCAAGCAGCCCUGCCCCGCGGGGACCAUAGGUGUAACCACUUACCUCUGCCUCGCUCCUGAUGGACUCUGGGAUCCCCAAGGACCAGAUCUCAGCAACUGCUCCUCUCCGUGGGUCAACCAUAUAACUCAGAAGCUGAAAUCUGGAGAGACUGCUGCCAAUAUUGCUAGGGAGCUGGCUGAGCAGACCAGGAACCAUUUAAAUGCUGGGGACAUCACCUACUCAGUGCGCGCCGUGGACCAGCUGGUGGGGCUCCUGGACGUGCAGCUGCGGAACCUGACGCCAGGCGGCAAGGACAGCGCCGCCCGCAGCUUGAACAAGCUUCAGAAAAGGGAGCGCUCUUGCAGAGCCUAUGUCCAGGCCAUGGUGGAGACAGUGAACAACUUGCUUCAGCCCCAAGCUCUGAGUGCAUGGAGAGACCUGACCACAAGCGACCAACUGCGCGCCGCCACCAUGCUGCUGGAUACGGUGGAGGAGAGCGCCUUCGUGCUGGCUGACAACCUUCUGAAGACCGACAUCGUCAGGGAGAACACAGACAAUAUUCAACUAGAAGUUGCGAGGCUGAGCACAGAAGGGAACCUAGAAGACCUGAAGUUUCCAGAGAACAAGGGCCACGGAAGCACCAUCCAGCUUUCUGCAAAUACCUUGAAGCAAAACGGCCGGAAUGGAGAGAUUCGAGUAGCCUUCGUGCUGUACAACAACCUGGGUGCUUACCUGUCCACGGAGAACGCCAGCAUGAAGCUGGGCACUGAAGCUCUGGCCACAAACCACUCCGUCAUCGUCAAUUCCCCUGUCAUCACAGCAGCCAUAAACAAGGAGUUCAGUAACAAAGUUUAUCUGGCCGACCCGGUGGUAUUUACUGUUAAACAUAUCAAGCAGUCAGAAGAAAAUUUCAACCCUAACUGUUCCUUCUGGAGCUACUCCAAGCGCACGAUGACGGGUUAUUGGUCAACACAGGGCUGCCGGCUCCUGACGACGAACAAGACGCACACCAGCUGCUCCUGCAACCACCUGACCAACUUUGCAGUGCUCAUGGCGCACGUGGAGGUGAAGCACAGUGACGCGGUCCACGACCUUCUGCUGGAUGUGGUCACGUGGGUUGGCAUCCUGCUCUCCCUGGCUUGUCUCCUCAUCUGCAUCUUCACUUUCUGCUUCUUCCGCGGGCUCCGGAGUGACCGGAACACCAUCCACAAGAACCUCUGCAUCAGCCUCUUCGUGGCUGAGCUGCUCUUCUUGAUCGGGAUCAACCGGACGGACCAGCCAAUCGCCUGCGCCGUGUUCGCGGCCCUCCUGCACUUCUUCUUCCUGGCCGCCUUCACCUGGAUGUUCCUGGAGGGCGUGCAGCUGUACAUCAUGCUGGUGGAGGUCUUUGAGAGCGAGCACUCCCGCCGCAAGUACUUCUACCUGGUCGGCUACGGGACGCCCGCGCUCAUCGUGGCCGUGUCGGCUGCGGUAGACUACAGGAGCUACGGAACGGACAAAGUAUGUUGGCUCCGGCUUGACACCUACUUCAUUUGGAGUUUUAUAGGACCAGCGACCUUGAUAAUUAUGCUCAACGUGAUCUUCCUCGGCAUUGCGUUAUACAAAAUGUUUCAUCACACUGCCAUAUUGAAGCCUGAAUCUGGCUGUCUUGAUAAUAUCAACUAUGAGGAUAACAGACCCUUCAUCAAGUCGUGGGUCAUAGGUGCAAUAGCUCUCCUCUGCCUGCUGGGAUUGACCUGGGCAUUUGGACUCAUGUACAUUAACGAAAGCACCGUCAUCAUGGCCUAUCUCUUCACCGUCUUCAACUCUCUACAGGGAAUGUUCAUAUUCAUUUUCCAUUGUGUCCUGCAGAAGAAGGUACGAAAAGAGUACGGGAAGUGUCUGCGCAUGCGCUGCUGCAGCGGCAAGAGCACCGAGAGCUCCGUGGGCUCAGGGAAAACGUCUGGUUCGCGAACUCCUGGAAGAUACUCCACAGGCUCGCAGAGCCGAAUCCGGAGGAUGUGGAAUGACACAGUUCGGAAGCAGUCAGAGUCGUCCUUCAUCACCGGGGACAUAAACAGCUCAGCGUCACUCAACAGAGAGGGGCUUCUGAACAAUGCCAGGGAUACAAGUGUCAUGGAUACUCUACCACUGAAUGGUAACCAUGGCCACAGUUACAGUAUUGCCAGCGGCGAAUACCUGAGCAACUGUGUGCAAAUCAUAGACCGUGGCUAUAACCACACCGAGACCGCCCUCGAGAAAAAGAUUCUCAAAGAACUCACUUCCCACUACAUCCCUUCCUUCCUGAACAACCACGAGCGCUCCAGCGAGCACGGCAGGAACCUCAUGAACAAGCUGGCCAACAACCUGGGCAGUGGGGGUGAAGACGACGCCAUCGUCCUGGACGACGCCACGUCCUUUAACCACGAGGAGAGCUUGGGCCUGGAGCUCAUCCACGAGGAAUCCAACGCUCCUUUGCUCCCCGCGAGGGUUUACUCGGCGGACAACCACCAGGCGCAUCACUACGGCCGCAGGCGCAUCCCCCAGGACCACAGCGAGAGCUUCUUCCCGUUGCUGAGCAACGAGCACACGGAGGAGCCGGCGUCCCCGCCCCGGGACUCGCUGUACACCAGCAUGCCCGCGCUGGCUGGCGGGCCCGCGGACGGCGGCGCGGGUGCCCACGCGGAGCCCGCGGCCAAGGCCGGCGACGCCGAGGACGUUUACUACAAAAGCAUGCCAAACCUGGGCUCCAGGAGCCACGGGCACCCGCUGCACGCCUACUACCAGCUGGGGCGGGGCAGCAGCGAGGGCAUCAUCGUCCCUCCCAGCAAAGAGGGCGCCUCCCCCGAGGGGACUGCCCGGGGACCCGCGCACCUGGUCACCAGUCUAUAGAAGAUGACCACCACAGGGGCAUCUUCGUCGCCGGACGGUUUGGACCCUUCUCAGUUGAUCGAAGCAGUGGUGUCAUUUACUCCGACACCUUGACGCUGCUGUCAAAAGAAAACACGGACUCUCUCUUGACUUCUUCUUCUUCUUCUUUUUUUUAAAAAAAAAAAACAAAAAAUAAACUUGGAUUUUUAGGUCAGCCCAGGGGGAAUAUAAACUAACUGCUGAAAUUCCCCUGUGCCUCCUUGCCCUUUCCCCUCAGAUGGAGACUUCAUUAUGUUAAUGAACGAGAUACGAAGAUGACGGCGCUCACGGUGGCCUUGUCGAAUUACGUUGUGUUUCUUUUAACAUCUGGGAUGCUCUGUUACUAUCAUCACAAGGACCUGAUUUUUUUUUAAUUUUAUUUUUUUUUAUUUUAUUUUUAUUUUUUUGUGAAAGGCCAGGACAGUUGUUUCAGAUUAGUAACAGUGCUACCUGUCCACCAGAGCGCUGCACAAACCUAGGAGCCAAGCGACAUCGUCCCCCAGCCUGAAUUCACCACGGCGGAGACAGCUGUGGAAAACAAAAACAAGCAAAAGCCAACAAAAUUAAUCAUCAAAUGGAGGGGAAUUCUAGAAUUAUAUGCUAAAUGCAUAUUUUAUGAUUUGCUCUAUUAACUGAUGAUAAAACUAAUGGCAGAAAAAUAAUUGAACGAUUUCUAUGUAAUGUACAGAUAUACUAGCAUCGCGCAUAUGGUCUGUUUUCUGUUUCUCCAGGAUUGGAGUCCUGUUAAUGUAGUGGGGAAAAAAAAAGACAUUUUUUUUUUUUCUUUUGUGCUAGUCUUGCAAGUUUGUCUACCAGUAAAGAGCAAAGUUUCCUUCAUUUCUUAUUUUUCCCCUCAUUUUCUUUUUGUCACUCUAUCCCUGCUUUUUUUUUUUUUUUUUUUUUGGCCUUUUUUUCUUUAAGAUUUCACCUGGCAAAAAAAUAAAUAAAUAAAUAAAUAAAUGAAACUAUCACUUUAUAAGAAUCAUUUUCUAGUAAUGCAAACAAAUUAUUUUUUACAAAAAAUAAAAUAAAAUAAAUAAAAUUAGACUUUCUUCCCUCACUAUAUAUCUAUAUCUAUCUUUAUUCAGCCCAAAUAUUUCCAACAGCAUUUUUUGCAAAUUAGAGUAGGACAUGAUUUUUGUUGUUGUUGUUCUGUUUACAGGGCACCUCUGUUGUAAUGCAAAGCAUAUCUGGCAAGCAGUUCCUCACCCAGGCAGUAGCUGUGAUUCUAGAAAUCAAAGGUGUCUAUAGAACUAGAGGUUCUGCAUGUGAAAAACUGUGUCCCAUAGGCGUUAAAGUGCUGAGUGCUCAGUCUGACACCCCCAAGUGGGAACCUGCACUAACAAUUAUUAGAGGAAAUUCACUCCCUCCUCGUAAGAAUUGAAAGGUCAAAUUAUUUUGAAAUGAAUUUUUUAAAGUCUUCUGUUAACAGCAAAAUUUAUUUAUUUCACAGGAUUUUAAGUAACGUAGGAAUACAAAAGGUAAAUUAGCAGCACAUAUAAUUUUUUUUAAAUUUAUGAUCCAUUUUGUAUGGUCUCAAAGUUGGAUGACCUCAUUACUAAUAUUUGUUGUAAAAGUGAAACUUGUUUGCCAACCAAUAAACAACUGAUUGAGAUUUAGAAGAUA